CAUCUGUCUUCAUAUUGACUCUUAGCAGCUGUUGUAUAGGGCCCGAACCGAACCAUUUAAUUAAAAGGACCAUGGCAAUACAACAUUUUAUGCCCUGUAAAUGGAUUCUAAUUAAAGAAAUAGGUGUUUCAAGGGUUAGGUUAUGGGAUUUGAUGAUACUAAUUCCUAACAUUGUAUUUUCUUUAUUUUUGAUAUAUGGAUUCAAAAAGGCUAGAAUUAAAUUGAGAAUUACAAGGAUGCCAGUUAUAUCAACCUUUUAUUACUUAAUAUGGUUAUGCAAUCUUUUAAAUAUUCUAAGAUGUGUAGUAUACAUGUCUGUAUCAGCCAAAAAUCCUGUUGAAGAUACUAUAGACAAGUUAUUAUGGCUUAUACUACGAUUUUUUUUGCUUUCAACUGAAUUGUCUGUUUUAAUAUUUGGAUUGGCAUUUGGUAAGCUUGAAAGUCAGAAAAGUAUAAGAUGGGUUAUGUUUUUUGCAUCAAUGAUAUCAUUAAUAUUCUCAUUUAUACAGGGAUUCUUGGAAUUAUAUAUGCCCGACAAGCGUUUUAAUAUUGACAAUAAAGAUUAUGAUGUUUUUGCGCAAGGAGGCUCCAUAUUUUUAUUUGUUACCUCUGCCAUCUUCACAUGCAUGUAUCUGGGCAUUUUGAUGUUGCCGAAAACAAAAAUUAGGGAAAAAUUAUCCUUACCAACCAAGAAAACAUUUUAUUACUAUUGCGCUUUCUUGGCCAUCUUGAAUCUUAUGCAAACCUUGGGAUCGUGUAUGCUAAUUUUCGAUGUCCCAUUUUCCUUAUGUAUAAUAGAUACAACUUCCUACAUCUAUCUCAUAUCCUUCGCCCCAUUAGUCUACAGAACUUUUCUCAAAGGAGUCUUCAAAAUAACAUACGCUAGCCUGUUUGCUUAUCGACCUCAAAUCAAUCAAUCUUCUAUACGUUCUGGACUAUCCAACGAUACCAUCACUACCAACACUAAUGAUGACCUCACGAGUCUUCCCAAUCAUUCUUCUUUUUACAACGAAAAGGCUAACAUGCCUAGCUUCUCAUUGUGUGACAAUAAUAAUUUUUCUGACCCUACCCAGCACACGGAGAAGUUAGGACUCCAAGACCAAACGGAGGCCUCUUAUAGGUUAAAUUUCAGGAAUAAUUUACUUAACACGCUUCCCAGUCCUAUGAGUCCUAUGGUUCAAAAGUUUUUGCUCGAUCACACAAAACCGAAUUUAACACCAAUCAAUGAAGGAAACCACGACGUGACUUAUUCGAAAGAAAGCGAGAAUGAUACAAUUAAAGAUAGUGUAUGAGGAAAAUAAUUUUGCUUUUAUUUAUAAGAUAAAUAUUUACCAGUGUAUAUUUUUAUUCGAUGUUUGUUAUUUAUUUAUCAAAUGAAAUUUUGAUGUAAAUUCUCAUAAAUUAUAAUAUAUUAUUAUUUAAUAUAUAUAUAA
Messenger RNA from Gordionus sp. m RMFG-2023, 1433 nucleotides. Its product is annotated as transmembrane protein adipocyte-associated 1 homolog. Lineage: Eukaryota; Metazoa; Nematomorpha; Gordioida; Chordodea; Parachordodidae. Gene Ontology annotation, molecular function: G protein-coupled receptor activity. Bases 72 to 1292 code for a protein of 406 amino acids. The transcript is spliced from 11 exons. The record is from RefSeq and is a predicted model, not a curated record. Gene Ontology annotation, biological process: G protein-coupled receptor signaling pathway. Gene Ontology annotation, cellular component: plasma membrane.